GCAGCUGAACGCUGUGUCAAAACACAGAAGGGGAAUCAGCAGCAGCAGCCAGUGCUACAUCUCUCACCGAGUCCAGCUCUACCUCUGUUUUUUCAUUUCGGAAAAAAAAGUAUUCGUCGUCAGAAAGUGUUUCUUCAUCUACGUCCGCGUACCAUGACCGAACAAUCAGCACUACUUCUUCGAAAACAACUGGCAGAGCUCAACAAGAAUCCUGUCGAGGGCUUUUCAGCUGGUCUGAUAGAUGAUGAUGACAUAUACAAAUGGGAAGUUGUGAUCAUUGGUCCACAAGAUACUCUUUUCGAAGGAGGGUUUUUCAAAGCAUACCUAACCUUUCCUUAUGAUUAUCCACUACGACCUCCAAAGAUGAAGUUCAUCACUGAAAUCUGGCACCCAAAUGUUGCAAAGAAUGGGGAUGUUUGCAUCUCAAUUCUGCACGAGCCAGGGGAAGACAAGUUUGGUUAUGAAAAGCCUGAGGAGCGCUGGCUUCCGAUCCACACUGUAGAGACAAUCAUGAUUAGUGUUAUAUCCAUGCUGGCAGACCCCAACAGUGAUUCACCGGCUAAUGUGGAUGCUGCGAAAGAAUGGAGGGAGGACCCCAACGGGGAGUUUAAGAGGAAGGUGGCUCGCUGUGUAAGAAAAAGUCAAGAGAUGGCAUUUGAUUAGGAGUAAAUUGUAAAUUCCAGGUUAAAGGAUGCCUUCAGAGGGAAAAUUUCAGCAAAAGGCUUUUGCACCCCUUGUUUUGCCAGUCAAAGGAUUUGGUUGGCUUCAACCACGAUUCUUUGAACGGUUGUCAUAUUCCGCAAGAUGAGCCAAUUUGAGAACCCUACCAGCGAAAUUAACCUGUCUCCUACCUGGAAUUGUAUAUUUAAUUUUAUUUAUUUUGAAAAAUUAAUGAUGUAAGAUAUGUCACUACUGUAAAUUAACUUGCUUUUUUAUCUGCUGCUGAACAGUUUCUACUUUAUACCAGGUUUCUUAUGCAAUUUAGUGGUCAAGAUUGUGUAAAACAAGACAAAAUGAAAGCCCGUUAUCGUUAAGUGUUCACCUGUCCUGCUGCACACUUACCACCAGAUUAAUGUCGGCCCCGCAAAUCUCUGUCAUUGGCUGUCAUUGAAUCACCUUUGCCUUUUGUUGGCUUCACCUCCUCACAGGUUACUUGUUUUGUAGAGGGACAGGUUGGGAACUUUUAGAUGGACUUAUUCUCUGAGAAACAGCCUCCUGUUAGCAUUUCGCUCUUAUGUUCAUGUUUGUCCUGAGAGGUUUGAAACCAUGACUCUCAAACCUGCAUGAUCCACUCAAACAGCUUUGUUAUCUAUAUUCGCUAGCUGUGGAUGUACACAUGGAAUGGCUUACUCAAGUGAUUUGAGAGUUAUCGUUUUCUAACAUAAGGAUGUGCACAAGCAAAGCUGAUGCUAACAGACGGUUCAUGCCAUUUCUUCUCAGGAUCAAACUUUUUCGUAGGGUCUCGAUUAGUGGUCAGUAAAAUGAACCUUGAUUAUUCCCGACGCUAUCCUUUUAUCAUCACUUCAUCAUCAAUGAAGAUGUCUAUUAAUUAUCACUCAGUCUAAUGUCUUUUCACAAUGUUAUGAUAAAGCAUGGGCAACCAAAAACAGUCUGUGAAAACAACCUAAGCUGUGAUUAUUGUUCGUGUCUACUGGUUAACUGGCGUCUGAGCUUACCUCGGUUUCGAAGGAAAACAAAUUUGAGAAGGGUUUUGGUUGUUGUUAUUCAAUUGGGCAAUGUUAGGGGCUCCAUAGCAGAACGAGUCGUUCUUACCUUCUUUGUUGUGGCAUAUUUGGCUAUGAUCAAUGUGUGGGUAAAUGAUGACUUGUAAGUCACAUUCACUCGUGGGUUUAGACUCUUGAAGACUUUGGGUGGAUUGCUGAGUAAUGCUCUUUAAUUCCAUCAACUUUUCGAGUUCUGAUUGGUGCAUGCUUGGAUAAUAUCUGUCACCUUUACUUCACUGAAUUUGGUCUAUAAUUCUUCAUAGAGACGUGAAUAAGAUAACUCACCACUCAGUAAAGUAUAAUACAUGUUGUGAUGGAAAAUGAACACAAUAGGUUUUUUAUUUUUUGAAGAAUAUACACAGUAGUGUUCGGGUGGAGUCUGGAAACCAUUGGCUUUGUUCACUUUCAUUGAUGGUGUUGCUGACCAUUAAGCCAUGAGGGCAUUUAUUUUGAAUUAAGUUAUACUCAUUGGAAUUAUGUGACUUACAUUGAAAAACAGCUAACCAUCUUUUGGCGCAUGCAAUCAGGUUUGAAGGAGUCGGGUAUGUUUAAAUAGUAUACCAUUGUUAGUACAUUCUGAGUGACUGUGAUGUGUACAGUUUAUAGAUUUCUGUAGACUCGAUGAUCACAUAACUGCUGUUGACAUUUAUCUUUUUAAGUCAGAAUUUUCUAACCUACCAUGACCUCCUCUGACCGGUGUUCACUGUAUUUGCACAGAUUCGGUGCGUUUGAAAUGUCAUUAAGCAAUACGCUCUGAAAAUGGUGUGUCCAGGUUAAUCCACCCUAACGCCAUUAUUUGUUUUGGGGUUGUUGUUUUUUCCAUUUUGUGUCAAUGCAAUGUAUAUUGGACAUGAUGCUCAAUAAAGUGUGUAAACAGA
Scophthalmus maximus (turbot) is the source of this 2602-nucleotide messenger RNA. Its product is annotated as ubiquitin-conjugating enzyme E2 G1. The transcript is spliced from 6 exons. Gene Ontology annotation, biological process: protein polyubiquitination; proteasome-mediated ubiquitin-dependent protein catabolic process. Gene Ontology annotation, molecular function: ubiquitin conjugating enzyme activity. The coding region runs from base 154 to 663 and encodes 169 amino acids. NCBI's taxonomy places the organism in Eukaryota, Metazoa, Chordata, Actinopteri, Pleuronectiformes, Scophthalmidae. The record is from RefSeq and is a predicted model, not a curated record.